This is a messenger RNA of Dichomitus squalens LYAD-421 SS1, 444 nucleotides long. RefSeq names its product ACN9-domain-containing protein. Gene Ontology annotation, biological process: succinate metabolic process; mitochondrial respiratory chain complex II assembly. NCBI's taxonomy places the organism in Eukaryota, Fungi, Basidiomycota, Agaricomycetes, Polyporales, Polyporaceae. Bases 1 to 444 code for a protein of 147 amino acids. The record is from RefSeq and is a predicted model, not a curated record. The transcript has 4 exons. Gene Ontology annotation, cellular component: mitochondrion; mitochondrial intermembrane space.
AUGUUCCGUGCAAGUCUUGUGCGGCUUGCCAAGUCUGUGUCCACGCACCCUCUGAACCUCCGUGAAGCGAGUGCCGCCUUGCUGCCACCGCUGCCGUUGUACCGCAGAAUACUGCGCGCACAUCGAAAUCUUCCCCUUGAGAUGCGCUCUCUUGGGGAUGACUACGUGAAAGCGGAAUUCCGUAGACAUAGAGAAACGACGAACAAAGUUCACAUCAUAGGGUUCUUGUCCCAGUGGAAGGUGUACUUGGACGCGCUACCCGCUGGUCCCGAAGGUGGCAAGGCUUUCCGCGGCAAACCUCUUGACCCAACAACAUUGGAGAAGAUGUCUGCUGAACAACUAGGGCAACUUUACGAGGUUAUGCAUGUGACAAAGGACGUCUGGAAACCGGUGACGCCAGAACAAGACGGCAAAACUCCUUCAGACAACGAAGGUACAUCAUAG